Messenger RNA from Candidula unifasciata, 254 nucleotides. Lineage: Eukaryota; Metazoa; Mollusca; Gastropoda; Stylommatophora; Geomitridae. The record is from the annotation of a GenBank genome assembly.
UUUGCCUUCAAAAUAGUUCAUUGAGCUGUUUGGGGCAAAGUGACGGUGAUUAUGCAUUUUGUCGCCCAGCUUGCGAGAGGGGUGGCUACGUUACGUGCUCCAACGGAGUAUUUCUUGAGAGGCCAUGUUCUCUUGGCUAUUAUUUACCUGUGGGCAGCCCACCACAGCAAUUGGUGUUUGACUCAACAAGUAGAACGUGCGAGCUAAGAGCCGCCAACUGCCCUCGUCACCAGGAUACAAAGAUCAUUCCAUGA